AUGUCGACCGAUGAUAUACUCGAUGUUGGACAGUGUAGCACUCCGGACGUUGUUCGUCGUGUCCAAGAUGAACUUUUGAAUAAGCCUCGGAUACUUCGAUCUAACUCAGACCAACCUUCCUCUGUCCACGAGGGGCGAUCUGAAUCGGUUGAAAGAGAAAGAAAAGAUGAAUUUUUGAUGAUCAGUGAUUUGGCUCGUCGAGCCGCUACAGAAGAUUCUCGUUUAUUGCAAACCGCCUUUGUUAGAGCUGUCGAGACUUUCAGAGCCACUAUGGCGGCUGAUGGCGAGAGAGAAGUAAAACGCGCGUCGAGUGCUCCAACCAACCCUUAUAGUCUGGGAUAUGUGGAUGCCAAAAAGCUUUCUGAAGAAGUGACUGAAAAUUCUAAGAGGCUUCAUAAACGUAUCAUUGUCUGUUGUGAUGGUACGUGGCAAAACGGACUAAACGCGAAUGAUCCUCGUCAAGCUACAAACGUCCUCAGAUUAGCUCGAUCAAUAUUUCCUGAAGACCGUAGAACCUUCCCUCCGAUUCCUCAAGUUGUACAUUACCAAACUGGACUAGGUCGUUUAGGCACGACUGGUGAUCCUGCAUUGAAUGUGGCAGAGGGUGCGACUGGAUUAGGGAUUUCUGCCAAGAUCAGAGAAGCGUAUGCAUUCAUCGCUCAGAAUUAUAUACCAGGAGACGAGCUUUUACUAUUUGGGUUUUCCCGUGGUGCUUUCACAGCACGCACGAUUGUUUCUUUGAUCUCAGAUAUUGGAAUUCUUACCAAUCAAGGUAUGGAAGAUUUUUACAAGAUCUUUGCUGCCUAUCAAGCUCGCGCAAAUCCGGAAUGUCAAAAGGGUAUAGGAGAACUCGAGCGCUUCUUAGAUGAUUAUCGAGAAGGUGGGGCAAAAAGUGCGAGAAAAAUGCCACCUGGCACUCUCAAGUGUGUAGGUGUUUGGGAUACGGUGGGAGCUUUAGGGAUACCUAAAUUAUUCAAAAAGACCGAAUCUCCUAAACUGCUUGGAUUUCAAGACACCAACUUGUCUCCUCACGUCCAAUACGCUUUUCACGCAAUUGCACUUAAUGAGACCCGUGAAGAUUUUGUUCCUACUAAAUGGAUUCAAACUGAUGAUGGACGGACUUAUCUCGGAAAACACAACAAAAAGAAACAAAUUUUGAAGCAAGUCUGGUUCGCAGGUGCUCACAGUGAUGUGGGAGGAGGAAAUCCUGUGCGCGAUCUUGCGGACGUCUCUCUUGUUUGGAUGGUUGUACGUAUCUUUAUGGUUUACGAUAUCGAGUCAUUGAAUUUGCGAGCUGCUACCUGGCUAUACCGAGUCGCUUACAAUUUGUGGUUCCUUCUACAGGCUAACUUGCUUCAUCACGAGCUGUUAGCAAUUGAUAGUGAUUAUCUUGCAACACUUCUACACCCGCAGUUUGAUUGGGGUGAACAAAGCCCAAUAGAUCGCGACACAGUACGGGAACCACCCAAAACGUGGAACCCUGCCACACAAGAGACUAUACACGCCUCUGUCGAAAAUCAACACGAAAUACCACCAGAUCUACAAGAUAUUUUUGAAAAUGUCCAUCGACGAAGCACAUUAGUUGAAACUCUUUUACCAUUUGAGAUUGAAAUGAAAGAAAGAUGGAAUUCUUUAACGACUCGACUCGAACGUCGCAUAGAUAAGGGUAAAGAAGUUGGUAUCAAUGUGAUUGGAGAAGUCAGAAGAACUGUCUUAGAUAUCUUGGGAGAAUUCUUUCAUUUUAAUCGUGAUAGGUUAUGGGUAAAUUCUUAUCUUAAGGAUAGUGAAGAUUUAGCUCAACACGCACUUGAAUCUUCUGAUCCUAAUAACCCCAUUAGAUAA
Messenger RNA from Melampsora larici-populina 98AG31, 1842 nucleotides. RefSeq lists its product as uncharacterized. The transcript has 10 exons. The record is from RefSeq and is a predicted model, not a curated record. The coding region runs from base 1 to 1842 and encodes 613 amino acids. NCBI's taxonomy places the organism in Eukaryota, Fungi, Basidiomycota, Pucciniomycetes, Pucciniales, Melampsoraceae.